CCUCCACAUUCGACCGCAAACCACAGAACUAUUUCUGUGCAAAUCUCAGUGGAUUAAUCAAUGAUCUACGUGUAUUUAUCGCUCAAACCCAGACCUUGUAACUGCUGCUGGAUUGGUGAACGUCACUGGAGAGACGUUUAUAACAGUGCAUUCAUGCAUCUCGUUAGUGUGGGCUUUGUCUAGUCACGAAGCUAUCAAAAAGGAUUACUGGCCCGGCCUGUGCCCCUUUAAUUCAUGCCACGCGAGGCCUGCUGCGCGCGGUUUCAGAUCUAUAAAUAACCUUUUGUUAUUGUGUGAGCCAAAGUUCAGAUUUGUAGUCUGGUUCCUACAUGGUCUGUUCGUAUGUGAGGGUACCAUAUUGCGAACACAGGAACAAGACACCUGUCACGUUGUUCAUUUAAUAUCCAGCUAGCUGUUGAAAGUUGUCUUCGUAGGCGGGUUAUUGAAGACAGUGCAGCUGAGGUCAGUGUUUUCUUGCAGGGGACGGGGAAAUUUUUAUUAGUUGUUUAGUUUCAAUGAAAGCCCUGUCACGAGACUGUUGUACAUAUAUACGGGGGAAAACUCGUGUGCUUUACCUCAGGAAAUUAUUCGGUUUUCGACCACUUCGUUUCCUACAUACUGACAGUUUGCGUUUAUCGACGGUGUGAUGUGAGAGUGUGACGUUAAUUUUAAAGAACAUCAAGAAUAUCUCGGCUGAAUUUAUUGGAGAGUUAUCAUGUGUAGCAGUGUGAUCAUGUUCACAUUAUUGGCUGUGACUGUCUUGACUGUCAUAAUGGUGGGAACCAGUUAUGCAGCAGUGACAUGUAUGGAUGCCAAUGGGAAACCAGUUGAUUGGUUUAUUGUUUACAAACUUCCCAGAGAUUCCAACAGCCAAAUUCUGCAAGUAAGAGAUGGCUGCGGACAGAUGUACAUGGAUGCCAACAAUCCAGUUCUGAAAUUGUCUAGUGCUUGGAUCAGCGAUACUGACCAUGCCAUAGCAUACACACUGAAGCAAAUCUAUCAGAACCAUGCAAGUCAGGAUGUUGCAUACCUGCUGUAUAAUGAUGAGCUACCAAACAGCAAAGCCAAAACAAGCACUCAUGGACAUACAAAGGGUGACCUUGCCUUUGAUGCCACCAGUGGUUUCUGGCUGGUUCACAGCACACCUCGUUUCCCCAAUAAUUCAUCCAUGACCUACAGUUGGCCGGAAAGUGCACAGAUUUAUGGUCAGGCAUUCCUUUGUGUUACCUACGGUUACGACCAGUUUGAAGAAAUCGGUCAGCAGCUGAUGUACAACUAUCCCUGGAUCUACGACUUCAACCUCCCCUCUGAGCUGGUUAGCCACACCCCCAGCAUCAGUCGUGUCGCUCACAAAGAACAUGUGACAUCUCCUCCAUGGAAUCGGACAGCAACUCUGACAUCCAGGGCAGGGCAGAGAUUUAUUAGUUUUGCCAAAGCCAGCAAUUUUGGAAAAGAUCUAUAUGCAGGAUGGCUGGCUCCAUACUUCAACAGCACCCUGUAUGUUGAAACGUGGCAGAACGGUCCAGGAAAUAUGAACAGCUCUUGUGUCAAAGGUCGAAAUGUCAACAACAUUAAAAACUUGAAUCUGGCUGGGGGAGAAGCCUUUAAGAACUCCAAAGAUCACUCUAAGUGGGCAGUGACUACCAAGUCUGGCCUGGCAUGGACUUGUAUUGGGGAUAUCAAUCGCCAGUGUCAUCAAGAGUUUCGUGGUGGUGGCACUGUCUGUUUUCAAAACGCAGCAGUCAACAAAGUUUUCCAUGAUUCAGUGACUGGCAUUCAGCAGUGUCCUCAACCACAGACAUUUUGCUGUCUACCUAACACCCAUCGUGAUUUCUUGGAGAUGGAAGGAGGAAUCAGAACAUAUUCUGGCUCUUGGUUGAUCAAGUUCAGAACCAUCUUGGAGUUUGGUAAAGGUUUGAAUUACAAUACAGAUAGAACAACGGCCAGGAAGUGGAAAGCUGACAAAGUGUUUAUGAUGCACAGCAGUGUGAUGGUGUUCAUUUUAUUGGCUGUGACUGUCUUCACUACCAUAUUGGUGGGAACCAGUGAGGCAGAGGUGACGUGUUUGGAUGCAAAUGGGAAACCGGUUGAUUGGUUCAUUGUGUACAAGCUUCCUCGAGAUUCUCAGGGUCAGACAUCACAGGUUAGAGAGGGCUACGCUCAGAUGUACAUGGAUGUCAAUAAUCCAAUCUUGAAACUUUCUGAUGUCUGGCUCAAUGCUACUGACCAAGCCAUCGCAUACACAUUACAACAAAUCUACCAGAACUAUGGAAGUCAGAAAUUGGCUUAUUUGAUGUACAAUGACCAACCCCCUGAUGAAGUUCCAAAAUGGAGAUGUGGACAUUCAAAGGGUGACCUUGCCUUUGAUGGUACCAGUGGUUUUUGGCUGGUUCACAGCAUACCUAAAUUUCCUCUUCCUUCAUCGGAGUACUACAACUGGCCAAGCAAUGCUAGACGUUUCGGCCAGCAACUCCUAUGUGUUACUUUCCGUUACAAUCAGUUUGAAAAAGUUGGUCAGCAGUUAAAGUAUAACAACCCCUGGGUCUAUGACGCCAACCUCCCUUCUGGCCUUGUGAACCACACCCCUAGCAUCAGGGAUGUGGUCAACAAACAGCACAUAACAUCCCCUCCGUGGAAUCGCGCUUUGGAUCUGACGUCAAAGGCUGGGAGAAAAUUUGUCAGCUUUGCCAAAGCUGGUAAAUUUGGGAAAGAUCUGUAUGCAGACUGGCUUGCCCCUUACUUCAAUAGCGACCUGUAUGUUGAGACAUGGCAACGCUUGGGCAAAAAUAUGAAUUCAUCUUGUGUUGGUGGUCUUGAUGUUUACAAUGUCAAACACUUGAACCUGGCUGAUGGAGAAGACUUUGGGAAUUGUCAAGAUCACUCUAAGUGGGCAGUGACGAUUAAACCAGGUUUGGAGUGGACUUGCAUCGGGGAUAUCAAUCGUCAGUUUACUCAAGAGAGGCGUGGUGGUGGUACACUCUGUCUUCAGAAUGCAGCUGUGUCCUUGCCUUUGAUGGCAUCAGUGGAUUCUGGCUGGUACACAGCGUACCUAAAUUUCCUCUACCCGCAUCUAAAAGCUACAAUUGGCCAGACAAUGCCAAACGUUAUGGCCAGACAUUGCUGUGUAUUACCUUCGAAUACGACCAGUUUGAAAAAAUAGGUCAGCAGUUGAAGUACAACCAUCCUGGAGUCUAUGACAGCAACCUCCCCUCUAAGUUGGUUGGCAAGACCCCCAGCAUCAAGCAUUUGG
This is a messenger RNA of Acanthaster planci (crown-of-thorns starfish), 3250 nucleotides long. RefSeq names its product plancitoxin-1-like. Gene Ontology annotation, molecular function: deoxyribonuclease II activity. Gene Ontology annotation, biological process: apoptotic DNA fragmentation. The record is from RefSeq and is a predicted model, not a curated record. NCBI's taxonomy places the organism in Eukaryota, Metazoa, Echinodermata, Asteroidea, Valvatida, Acanthasteridae.